Diospyros lotus (date-plum) is the source of this 788-nucleotide messenger RNA. RefSeq lists its product as uncharacterized. Bases 83 to 526 code for a protein of 147 amino acids. NCBI's taxonomy places the organism in Eukaryota, Viridiplantae, Streptophyta, Magnoliopsida, Ericales, Ebenaceae. Gene Ontology annotation, cellular component: mitochondrion. The transcript has 3 exons. Gene Ontology annotation, molecular function: structural constituent of ribosome. The record is from RefSeq and is a predicted model, not a curated record.
UUCCACUGCGAAAUGGAAUUCAGGGUUUAGGGCGCACGCGGCGAGGGAGAAAGGAAGCGUGAGCAAGAGAAAGCAUCUCAAAAUGGCCAGCAUUCUCGCAAACAGAGCAGCUUCAGCGGAGAGAUCAGCUAGCUUCUUUAGGCUAUCACUCAGCUUCCUCCGAAGCGGCUGCUCUUCUUCUUAUUCUACUGCCGCCUCUGCAAACCCUACCUCUGCUGCGAAGAAGCCGAAGCGGAAGAAGAAGAAGAAGAACUUAUUCGAGGUGGCCCAGUUUCUACCCAAUUGGGGAAUCGGCUACCACAUGGCCAAGACGCAUUGGACCAACGUUUCUUAUCAGAUCACCAAGCUCAAUCUCUACAAGGAUGGUAGGCAUGGCAAGGCUUGGGGAAUGGCUUAUAAGGAUGGUUCGCCAGUUGCAGAUGCUCCAAAGAAAAUAAGCGGAGUUCACAAGCGAUGUUGGAGAUACAUUCCAAACUCAAAAAAGACAGAUGAGAUCUCCCCAAAACCAGAAGUUCAAGCAGCUUGAAUUCAUUUCUUUAGUCUUCAACCACCGACUAGCUUCUCACAUUGCAACCACUAGAGUUCUGUAGUUCUGGUUAAUGGGACAGAAUUCUUCACAAGAGUUCUUAGUUAUGGAUGCUUUCAAUGCUUAACAUAGUAUCUUGUAUUUCCUGUGUUUGGGGUAGUAGGCAUGAGCGUUGGGACAAUGGGGGUGUUAUUUCCAAAUGUCAGCCUUCUAUACGGUUUCUUUAUAGAUCCAUUUUGGCCAUGUUUCUUCUUUACCUUCA